Numida meleagris (helmeted guineafowl) is the source of this 1354-nucleotide messenger RNA. RefSeq lists its product as uncharacterized. Gene Ontology annotation, biological process: DNA integration. The coding region runs from base 302 to 1045 and encodes 247 amino acids. NCBI's taxonomy places the organism in Eukaryota, Metazoa, Chordata, Aves, Galliformes, Numididae. The record is from RefSeq and is a predicted model, not a curated record. The transcript is spliced from 2 exons. Gene Ontology annotation, molecular function: RNA stem-loop binding; RNA-DNA hybrid ribonuclease activity.
CUAUCUCAGCCAGAGGAGCAGUUUGUCUUCAUCACCGUUGAAAGAAGAACUCCAAAAGAUCUUAGGCCCGGUGACGUAUCACUGCGAUGCACCGAAAGAAACAACGGUCGCUCCACCGGAGAAGAGUCCUGUUCAGGAGGGGAAAUAUCCCAUUCCUGAAGACGCCUGGUAUACGGAUGGGUCCAGCAAAGGCAACCCGAGCAAGUGGAGAGCAGUGGCAUACCAUCCCUCCACUGACACUAUCUGGUUUGAAGAGGGGGAUGGUCAAAGUAGCCAGUGGGCAGAAUUGCGAGCCGUGUGGAUGGUUAUCACCGAGGAACCUGGUGACAGUGUACUGAACAUCUGCACAGAUAGUUGGGCUGUGUAUCGUGGGCUCACUCUUUGGAUCGCACAGUGGGCCACCCAAGACUGGACCAUCCACGCCCGACCGAUCUGGGGCAAGGAGAUGUGGUUAGACAUAUGGACUGUGAUUAAACAUAGAACCGUACGUGUCUACCACGUUUCUGGACAUCACCCCCUGCAGUCACCAGAAAAUGAUGAGGCCGACACGCUGGCUCAAGUACGUUGGAUUCAGAACUCUCCUUCUGAGAACAUCGCCCACUGGCUACACCAGAAGCUGCGACAUGCUGGACAGAAGACAAUGAGGGCAGCUGCAAAGGCAUGGGGGUUGCCCAUAACUAUGUCAGAUAUCAUCCAGGCAUGUCAUAAUUGCGAAGCUUGCUUGAGAAUGAGACCAAAAGCCUUGCCGGAGACGACUGCCCACCUUGCCAGAGGACAUAACCCCCUCCAGUGGUGGCAAAUUGAUUAUAUAGGCCCUCUGCCACGAUCUGAGGGGGCCAGAUAUGCUUUAACUUGUGUCGACAUGGCAAGUGGACUGAUGCAGGCCUAUCCAGCACCAAAAGCAAACCAGGCCUACACCAUCAAGGCUUUAACCAAAUUAAUGGCGGUAUAUGGGACUCCACAGGUCAUCGAGAGCAACCAGGGUACACACUUCACGGGCGCAAUGAUACAGCGCUGGGCGGAGGAGAACAAUAUUGAAUGGUGAUUUCAUCUGCCUUAUAAUCCAACGGGAGCGGGCCUCAUUGAAUGUUAUAAUGGCAUCCUGAAGGCUGCUUUGAAGACAGACUCUCAGUCCCUGCAGGGGUGGACAAAGAGACUCUAUGAAACCCUACGGGACCUGAAUGAAAGGCCUAGAGAUGGCAGACCCAGUGCCCUGAAGAUGCUACAGACAACAUGGGCCUCCCCUCUUAGGAUCCAAAUUACGGGCACCGACAAUCGGGUAAGACCCCAAAUUGGCAAUGAAAAUAACCUUCUGCUCCCUGCCCCUGAGAAUCUAGAGCCCAGUACCCACAGG